UGGAAACUACAACUCACCAUAUGAUAGUGCAAUAUGCUUAUCACCGGUAUCUCUAUAUUCAGAUCUGUGUAUCGAAACAGGCUGUAUUUAAUUAAUUUAUAAUGUGUAAUAUAUCAAUAAUUUAAUUAUAGUUUGCAAAGCACUGGACCCCUGUUUUUUGGUAUCUGUAGCUGUUUAUAAUUUCUGCAAUUGUUUAUGUGCGGGUUUCAAACUUCCGAACAUUUCUCUAGAUGUUAUUACGAAUUUUGUACGUCUUUUGAAUCACAGUAUUAAAAAUUUAAUCGUUCCGAACUUGUGAACUAGACUGAUAAGCCGUGCGUGCAAGGACACGAGCAAGUUCCCUGGGCUCGGUCGUCGCUCGGUAAUCACACCUACGGUACCACACACUGAUCUAUACCGGAUUGAUGAUAGCUGUUGAAAUGCCAUGCAAGGCGUUAAUUGUAAGCCAGUUCGAAGGCUAGUCAGCGUCGUCAAAUAUCGUACAAUGAACCAACUACGCGCUUAUAUUCAAAUAUUUUUUUUUUUUGUUAGCGAAUUUGCGAAAAAAUCACCUACAAUCAGAGGUGGACUCACGGACACUUUCUAAGCUACUCGUGUGUGUGGCAUUCCUAGCUUCACCUCUAUACCCCUCACCACCAAUUAUUCUCACGCACUCAACGGUGUGAUCAUAUCUAUGGUGUGAUUAGAUAUAAAUUGGGAACAUGAGGCUAAAUUUUUCGAUUCUUCUCUCUGUGCGCUGCGCGUUCACGUUGUCAGUUGUUAAUUCCUCUCGCGAGAUUGAGUUUUGAGCCAACAGUUUCGAUUAAGCUGAACAGCGAUGGUAAUAGCAAAGAAAUAUAUUUUGACUAAGCACUUCCAAGGGGUGCCAAAAAGGUCAGACUUGAAAAUUGUAGAGGAAGAAUUGCCAGCUCUGCAAGAUGGAGAAUAUCUUAUCAAAGCAGAGUAUUUAUCAGUUGACCCAUACAUGCGGAUUUACAUAAGCCGGUAUCCAGUGGGAAGUGUCAUGAUUGGUAUCCAAGUGGGGAAAGUUAUAGAAUCAAAACAUGAAGAUUUUCCAGUUGGCAGAUACGUUGUUGCUAAUGCAGGUUGGAGAACGCAUACGAUUAUCGAUGGAAACAAAGGCACAGGACGAACUCUUGUGCCUGAAUAUCUUCUACCUGAUUCCAAUGAUUUUCCCGUUUCUACUGGACUUGGAGUACUAGGAAUGCCAGGGAAUACCGCAUAUUUUGGACUGAUUGAACUGUGUCAACCAAAAGCUGGAGAAACGCUUGUAGUAAGCGGUGCGGCUGGUGCAGUCGGAUCUCAUGUUGGACAAAUUGGAAAGAUUCUAGGUUUAAAAGUCAUUGGAAUUGCUGGGACCGAUGCAAAGUGCAAGUGGCUCAGGGAAGAGUUGGGAUUUGAUCAUACGAUUAACUACAAAACUCAAGAUGUUGCUGUAGCCUUGAGGGAGACUGCUGUGGACAAAGUUGACUGUUACUUCGAUAAUGUUGGCGGAGAAAUUUCCAGCAUUGUUAUAAACCAAAUGAACCAAUUUGGCCGUGUGGCUGUCUGUGGGAGUAUUUCUUCGUAUAAUACCGAUGCCAACGCAUUACCCAAAGCUACUAUCAUUCAACCAGCUUUACUAUUGUCACAACUGAAAAUUGAAGGAUUUGUGGUUGGUCGAUGGGCCGAUAGAUGGAUGGAGGGUAUUGAACAAAAUCUGAAGUGGUUGAAGGAAAACAAACUGAAGUACAAGGAAACGGUCACAGAAGGAUUUGAAAACAUGUUUGAUGCUUUUGUUGAAAUGUUGCACGGAGAAAACACUGGAAAGGCUGUUGUGAAAGCUUGAUUUCUCGCUAUUGUAUUGUAUAUAAACACGCCAAUUGUCCAUAUUCAUAGUGUAUAUUAUUUAAUCUCGUAUAAUAUCAAUGAGGGAAUACCAAUGAUGGUCAAUAUGUUACAUCAUAUACCUGCUGAUUAUCGGUUUGCCAAGUUGCAACAUUUAGCAGCUCUGAGUGCUACUAAUUGUUGUCUCAAUCCAUUAACUUGAUACUUAUGCUUGUUGGCAAAUAUUUGAGUCACUACAAUGACCAACUUCUCUCUAUAUUUCUGCAUAUGCUUGAGGCACAUGUAUUUGGAUAGUCUUUCCAUCAUGCGAAAUAAAAAAAUGUGAACUCUCAA
Messenger RNA from Athalia rosae (coleseed sawfly), 2160 nucleotides. RefSeq names its product prostaglandin reductase 1-like. Bases 818 to 1828 code for a protein of 336 amino acids. Gene Ontology annotation, cellular component: cytoplasm. Lineage: Eukaryota; Metazoa; Arthropoda; Insecta; Hymenoptera; Athaliidae. Gene Ontology annotation, molecular function: 15-oxoprostaglandin 13-reductase [NAD(P)+] activity; 2-alkenal reductase [NAD(P)H] activity. The record is from RefSeq and is a predicted model, not a curated record. The transcript is spliced from 4 exons. Gene Ontology annotation, biological process: prostaglandin metabolic process.